Messenger RNA from Musa acuminata AAA Group (dessert banana), 1306 nucleotides. Its product is annotated as phosphoglycerate mutase-like protein AT74H. The transcript has 5 exons. Gene Ontology annotation, molecular function: phosphatase activity. NCBI's taxonomy places the organism in Eukaryota, Viridiplantae, Streptophyta, Magnoliopsida, Zingiberales, Musaceae. The record is from RefSeq and is a predicted model, not a curated record. The coding region runs from base 71 to 1015 and encodes 314 amino acids.
CCAUAAGACACGGUGAGCAACCGCCACUCGCUUCCUCUUCUCUUGAUCGGGAAGAGAUAAGAAAGCCCUCAUGGUCGCGAUCGCCUCCCCCUCCCUCGCCGCUCCCCCUCGCUUCCGCUGCUGCGAGGACACCCACGGCCGGCGCCGCCACCGCCCGCCGCCGCCCCUCGCGCCCGAGGCCCAGUUCCCGGAACGCUCGAUGGCGGCGCCGUGCCCCCGGCCGCGCCGCAUCAUCCUCGUCCGCCACGGCCAGAGCGAGGGGAACGUCGACGAGAGCGUCUACACCCGCGUACCCGACCCCAAGAUCGGCCUUACGCCCAAGGGCUGGCGCGACGCCGAGAAGUGCGGCCUCCGGAUCCGCGACCUCGUCGCCGGCGACGGCGCCGACGACUGGAAGGUAUACUUCUACGUGUCGCCCUACCGCCGGACGCUCGAGACCCUCCGUGGCCUCGGCAAGGCCUUUGAGAGAUCAAGGAUCGCGGGUGUCAGAGAGGAGCCGCGGGUUCGGGAACAAGAUUUCGGAAACUUUCAGGAUAGGGAGAAAAUGAGAAUCGAGAAAGAAAUACGUCACCGUUAUGGCCGUUUCUUCUAUCGGUUUCCAAAUGGGGAAUCAGCUGCUGAUGUCUAUGACCGAAUCACAGGCUUUAGGGAAACCCUCAGGGCAGAUAUUGACAUUGGCCGCUUCCAACCACCAGGUGAACGAUCACCAAACAUGAAUUUGGUGAUUGUAUCACAUGGCCUAACAUUGCGGGUGUUUUUGAUGAGAUGGUACAAGUGGACAGUGGAGCAGUUUGAGGGGCUCAACAAUUUUGACAAUGGAGGAAUGCUAGUCAUGCAAACUGGUAGUGGUGGAAGGUACAGCCUCCUUGUGCAUCACACUGUGGAGGAGCUUCGAGCUUUCGGUCUUACAGAAGCCAUGCUGAAUGAUCAAAUGUGGUACCGCACAGUAGCCUUGGAUAGAGAAAAUUUCUUGCUGAUGGUUAAAAUAAGUGCAAAUGACUGCAAAACCUGGUGAGUUGAAUUAUGAUUUUGUAACAGAUGGAUCUUCGUUUUUUACACAUUUGGUCUAGAAAGAAAGAAGAGGAAGGGGAAAGGCAGUAUGCUCAGGAAUCUCAAGGCCCUAUCAGAAUUAUCUGCGAUUGAUCGAGUCCAUCAACUUGUAUAGUUUGUAAUCAGUUCUUGUAGAUUAGAUGCUUUAUAUAGUUCAUGUUUCCAGUUGAUGUCGAAAUGUGUAAGAAUGAGAGACAGAGAAGCUGAGGUACAGUUUCAAAGUGUUACUUUUUGCUUACUAAUUAGUUUUCAUUGA